Molecule: messenger RNA, 1008 nt
Organism: Cucurbita pepo subsp. pepo (vegetable marrow)
Lineage: Eukaryota; Viridiplantae; Streptophyta; Magnoliopsida; Cucurbitales; Cucurbitaceae
Source: RefSeq, a predicted model, not a curated record
AUGUUGCAGAUGAUGGAGGCUGCCAUGCCCUUCACUGCCAUGAUAAUGGUGGAGAGCACAGAUGUGAUCAUAUCAACACUAAUCAAAGCAGCCAUGGCCAAAGGGAUGAACAACUUGGUCUUCCUUGUCUAUUCCAACGCUCUCGCCACCUUCCUUCUCCUUCCCUUUCUCCUCUUUUCUUCCAGAAACAAUCUGGGUGCACCUCUAUCUUUCUCUAUGAUCCUUGCCUUCUUUCUCCUUGGGCUUAAUGGGAGUGUGGGUGAGUUAUUGGCAAACACAGGGAUAAACUACAGCUCCCCUGUUCUUUUAUCAGCAAUGGCAAAUCUCAUCCCCAUUUUCACCUUUCUUCUUGCUGUUAUUUUCAGAAUGGAGAGGCUUGAUUUGAAGAGAAGCAGUGGGAAAACCAAGUGUUUGGGUACCAUUAUAGCUGUGUCAGGAGCUUUCUUAAUAACUCUGUAUAAAGGGCCUGUGUUGAUCAUGUCCUCCUCCUCUCAGUCGGUGGGACAAGAAGCUGUAGCACUGUCACAGAAGCCAAACUGGGUGUUUGGUGGCUUUCUCUUUUUAAUGGUUUGUUUUCUAUCAUCAACUUGGAAGAUUGCUCAGGUAAUUCAUUCUCCAUCUUUGUUCAGGAUUGUUGGGUGGGGGUUUAGAAAGCCCAAAAUAAAGUCACAUGAGCUUAUGUUCAAAGUGAACAAUAUCAUACCACUGUGAAGAGUCGUGAUUUCUAACAUGGUAUCAGAGUCAUGCCUUAACUUAGUCAUGUCAAUAGAAUCCUUAAAUGUCGAACAAAGAAGUUGAGUCUCAAAAGUGUAGCCAAAAGUGACUCAAUGGUCGAACAAAUAGUGUACUUUGUUCCUUCGAGGGCUCCAGAGAAGGAGUUAAGCCUUAAUUAAAGAGAGACGGUUUGAAGGCUACAUAGACCUCAGGGGAGGGCUCUAUGGUGUACUUUGUUCGAGAGGAGGAUAGUUGAGAAUUAUUGGGAGGGAGUCUCAAAUUAGCUAAUUUAGU